Molecule: messenger RNA, 1028 nt
Organism: Syngnathoides biaculeatus (alligator pipefish)
Lineage: Eukaryota; Metazoa; Chordata; Actinopteri; Syngnathiformes; Syngnathidae
Exons: 1
Coding region: 97-1014 (305 amino acids)
Source: RefSeq, a predicted model, not a curated record
UCAACUUGUGUUCUCAUGAUAUUGCUUCAACAUGGUUGACCGUAUCCAUUCGUCUUUGUGCGGUCCCUCAGUGACCAAUGUCACUAUCAGGUUUUUAUGUGUGGUUUUCAGCUCCUCAUUGUCAAGGAGAAAAAGCUGGUACUGGAUGGAGGUCUACUUGGGAUGAGCAGCAAACAGAAGCCUUCCAAAUCAGAUAAACCCAUUGUUUCUUCCCGUCAAAACGAGCCAAAAAAACAAAUUGUGAUCUGUAACCAUGGCCUCCUUCAUAAUGUCCGACUUCAACGUGAAGAGGUGCGUGAAAAUCCAAUAAGUCUUUCAGCUUCUGAGUAUGAGAGAAUCCUCGCGAGAGCCAGGGACCCAAGUUUCUUGGUGAAGGAGGAGGCGGCUUCUCAAAGGAAAAGGGAUGAAAUUAUGGCUGCAGAGGAAAGGAAACGGCAGAUGAUUGAGAAGGACUAUUGUUUUGUUACAAAGGAGGCAGAAACUGACAUACAGUCCAAGAAGCAGGGCUUCGAACGUUAUCGGCACAUGCGGUGCAAAGCCCAGAUGGAAAAGGACAGUCAGAUUCUAAAGCUGGACACAUGUAUUGAGCGUUGUAAGAUCCAGGCUGAGCUUGACACCCAACUUGAGUGGAAAAAGCACUGUGAGGCUGUUGAGUUUUCCAAAAAGAAGGCAGAAUUUGAGUGGGAGCUCAAGAAUCACCAAGAGAAGCUCAACAAGCAUGAGGAGAAGGAGAAGAAGCGUAGGGAGGAGGGACGCCUCCAUUUACAGGCACUAAAAGAGCAGAUAAGAGAAAAGGAACACGCUACUGAUGCCAGGCUUCGAGAGAGGCUAAACAUGGCUAAACACGUUUCUGACGAGGUUCAGUUAGAAAAUAAAUGCAUCGAUGAGCUCAAGGAGGAGAGGCUAAGUGAUCUAAGAGCUUCUGGGAUUGCGGACAAGUACUACAGUUAUGCAAAGAGGAAGACCACAGAAGAUGGUGCAAAAUCCAAGAAUUUCCAGUACCAUGCACAAUGAUAUAUAACCAAGAU